UUUAGGUAUUUGUUUGUCAAGCACCGCUGUCCCCAAUACUGAGCUGUAGUAUGUCAAACCUACAGUGAGGGAAAAACAGACUACGGUACUUGGUUUUCUGUAAAAGCUGCCCAAAAAAAGAAAGCAUAUGAGUAAAUGCCACUGUUAAGAAAAGUCUAACCAAUUAUAUCAGACACAAGAAGAUAUUAUGGCGUUAGUGAGUGGGAUCUUGAGAGGUCUGGGCCGUGGGCUCAGGUCACCUGUACAACGAGGACUCUGGACCACCACCAGCAGGCAAUACAGUGAGGGAACUGUAACUGGUAAUGAAAACAAUGGACCAUCGGUCAAGGUGCCGUCCAGUGCCAGAGUGGUCAUCCUUGGUGGGGGUGUUCUCGGGACAUCCAUUGCCUACCAUCUGGCCGAACGGGGCUGGACCGAUGUUGUAUUACUGGAGCAGGGCAGACUGACAUGUGGCACUACUUGGCAUUCAGCUGGAAUGGUGGGCCAGGCUAAAGAUGAGGUGGAGGGGUCACAGCUCGUGGCCUACAGUAGACAACUGUACAAACAGUUAGAUAAAAGUCAUGGAGUGGGAUGGAAAGAAUGUGGCAGUGUUUUUGUGGCACAGACAAAAGAUAGAUUGACAUUUCUGCAGAGAAAAAAUGAUAUUGCAUUAGCCACAGGUAUUGAGUCCCAUAUGAUCUCACCAGAAGAGGCAGGAAAGCUGUGUCCUUGGGUCAGAACCGAUGAUUUGAAGGGGGCGCUUUGGGUGCCAGGAGAUGGAGCUCUCACCCCGCCAGAUCUUGUGUCAGCUUACACCUCCAUCGCUAGGGGGAAAGGAGUAAAGAUCUUGGAGGGAGUGAAAAUAGACCAAAUUCACACCAAGAAUGGGCGUGUAUCUCAUGUGACCACAUCCCACGGUGAUAUCAACUGUGAAUACUUUGUCAACUGUGCUGGCCUGUGGGCAAGAGAGGUGGGGACAUUGUCUGAACCAAAUGUGAAAAUUCCUCUUCAUCCUAACGAACAUUUCUACCUGGUUACGGCACCUAUAAAAGGACUGGACCCUUUGAUGCCUGUUGUCAGAGAUUUUGACGGAGGAAUUUACGCCCGGGAGUGGAGUGGAGGUUUACUGGCUGGAGGGUUUGAACCCAGAGGCAAACCAGUGUUCCAUAAUGGAAUUCCAGAUAAAUUUGAAUUUCAGCUUCUUCCUGAGGACUGGGAUCAUUUCCAGGUACUUUUGGACCCGAUUCUGCAUCGCUUCCCUUGCAUGGAGACGGCUGAAGUGAGGCAUUUGGUGAAUGGCCCAGAAAGUUUUACUCCAGACGGCCACUGGAAUCUAGGUGAAUCACCUGAGGUGAAGAACUACUUCGUAGCAGCAGGUAUGAACUCCAUGGGUGUGGUUGGCUCUGGUGGGAUAGGAAAACAUCUCACAGAAUGGAUUAUUGACGGUGAGCCAAGCAUCAACCUGGCAGAGCAUGACAUCCUCAGAUAUGUUCCUCACCAUAGCAACAAAAAGUUCCUCAAGGAGAGAGUUAAGGAAACCAUUGCACUGUAUGCAAUGAGGUUCCCAUAUGAAUAUUGGGAGACUGGACGUAAACUGAGAACCUCACCCCUACACACCAGACUGGAGGUAGAUGGGGCAUGCUUUGGAGAAACCAACGCAUAUGAACGACCUAUCUACUUUGCAAGACCUGAGGAUGAACCAGCUGAUCAGUAUCACCCAGGGAAAGGUUCAUAUGGCAAACCUCCAUGGUUUGAAAAUGUGAAGGAGGAGUACUUGGCUUGUAAGGAACGGGUCUGUCUCAUAGACAUGUCAUCCUUCUCCAAGUUUGAAGUCAAGUCCAAUGGCCCAGAGGCCUUGAAUUUCCUGGAAUAUUUGAGCUCCAAUGAUAUUGAGGAUAAUGUUGGAGAAAUCAUCCACACGGGCAUGCAGAACAAUCACGGAGGUUAUGAGAAUGAUUGUACCAUCGUACCUCUAAACCACAACCAUUUUUUCAUAAUAUCCCCGGCGUCCCAGCAGACCAGGUCCUUAGCUUGGCUGCAGCGGUUCCAGCCCGACGACGGCUCAGUACAAAUCCGAGAUAUCACAUCAGCGUACGCUGGGAUAAACGUAAUAGGUCCACAUGCCCAACAACUACUGGCUGAUGUCACCGACAUCUCUACCACUCUAAAGGAUUUCAAACCUAUGACAUGCAAGGUGAUAAACGUUGGGUUUGCCAGUGAUAUUCGGGCCAUGAGACUUACACACGGUGGAGAGGAUGGAUUUAUUCUCUAUGUUCCCUCAGAGUAUGCACUCCACGUGUACGACACACUGAUGUCAGCAGGGAAAGACUACGGAAUCCGACACGCUGGGUACUACGCUCUGAAAAUGUUGCGUAUUGAGAAAUUCUAUGCCUACUGGGGAAACGAUCUCACAACCCACACCACACCCCUUGAGUGCGGCCGUGACUUCAGGGUCAAACUUGAUGCGGGAGACUUCAUCGGGAAGGAGGCUUUACUUAAGCAGAAGGAGGAGGGAAUUAGUCAGAGGUUUGUUCAGUUCCUACUGGAGGACUUCAAUGUCGACACGGACGUGUGGCCAUGGGGAGGAGAACCAAUCUACCGUAACGGCAAGUUCUCUGGUACCACAACAUCCAGUGGCUACGGAUUCAAGCUAGAUAAGAUGGUGUGUCUUGGUUUCAUUAGAGAUUAUGACGAACAGGGAAAGAGUGUUUUAUACAAGAACAUGAACCAGUUUGUGUUGGACAGAAAUGCGAAGUAUGAAAUAGCCAUUGGUGGCCGGAUGUUUGAAGCCAAAGUGCGUCUCUACACACCCAAGGAAGCAUACUCAACCCCAGAACCGGCCUUCAUCCCUGUCCCAUCCAUGAAUAAAUAAACAGCGUUUGAUUCCGGUGUAGCUUUGAUUCUCUAAUAGCUGUAAGGUUUUUAUCAAGUGGAACAGUCCAUCUGUAGGAAUAGAUGGUCACCUCAACUAUACCUGAACAUCACUGCAGAAUCAUCGAAAUUUGUUAAUGCACCAGUGACUCUAAAAGAACUUUAUUUUAUUGAAAAACAUAUGUAGAACACUAGAACAGUUUCAGGAGCCGUUUCAAUUCUCAUUAAAGAUAAAGUUUCAAUGUAUAUGUAUUGGUGUCUUUCGUGAUAAAAUGUUUGUGUACAUAUGGGUGUCAUUUUUGAACAAAGAAUUUUUUUUUAGAAAUGCACAAGUAAUUCAUGUAUUUCUUGAAGCUGAAUUUUGUUGAUGCAUUUACAUUUUUAGUAUUGAGAAAAAAACUUUGGGUAUACAUGGAUAUUAAAACUCAAAUGCUAGAUUGAAAUGCAGAAUAGCUACUUGUUGUGAAUUUUAAUUUGUUUUUCACUCACAAUCAACGAUGUUUGCGAAACCAAAUCUUUUUCUUGAAAAUGCUACCAUGCAAAUGCUUAUCACCUGUUAGAAUACAAUUAUGCAAUUACAAAUUUAUUGUUAAAGAAUAUCAGUAUUACAUGAUGAUCAUGUUACUGACCAAUGAAAAUGUCACGUGGGAUUUACUCAGAUACGGGUAACACAAUGAUCAAUUAAAACAUUAGUGCCAUCCUAGGUUAAAUUGAAUAUUAUACAGAGUUCCACUUAACUUGAUGUUUUACUAAAAUACUAGAUAUGCAGUACUUGUCUCAGGAAUAGAGAUGCACAUUGAGUGUGUUAUACUGUAACAUACGUUCUACCUACAGGUGCUUUCUUUUGUUAUUGAGUUGGGACAUACUGUAUAGACCAUUAUUUUCGAGGGGAUGCUAUUCUUCGCUAUUUAUCUAAUAUGUGAAAUAUUGACAUUGGUAAAUACUAUCCGCCAGUCAUUAUUUUGACAAUAAUACAAUUGAUCUUGCAGGUUGUAUUAUAUAUUGUAUCAACACUUCAAAAUGCGAUAUUGCGGAAUUUUAAUACGUAAGGAUUUAAUGCUUUAUAUCAAAUGAAAAUCAAGAAAAUGUUGACCCGAGAAAGUAAUCCGACUACAUGGUAUGAACUUUCCUGUCUGUGGAGUUUUAGCCUGUUGUUGCAUUUGUUAAUGGUAUUUCUUGUAAAUAUAUAGUGUACAUAUACUAUUGAUUUGUUCAAACCUAAUUAGUUACGAAGUAGGAGGAUUUGUUUUAUUUGUCUCGUUGAUUGAUCUAAUUGUAUUGAUAUCUGCCUUGCUGUACAAUACAGUCCUAAAAACAUACAAGUAUUAGUGAAAUCGGUAUAGCCUGUAGAGUACAAUACUGGAAAUAAAAUGCCUAAAGAUUGUAUAAAUGAAGAAGCAAAUAAUGGAAAUGUCAGGGUUUCACAUUCUAAUUUAAUUUACUUAUUGAUCUUGUAUGUCAAUUAAUAUAAGAAUGAAAAAUAUAUUAAAACACUCUGGUCAUU
This is a messenger RNA of Pecten maximus, 4354 nucleotides long. Its product is annotated as pyruvate dehydrogenase phosphatase regulatory subunit, mitochondrial-like. Gene Ontology annotation, cellular component: mitochondrial matrix; mitochondrion; cytoplasm. The coding region runs from base 188 to 2851 and encodes 887 amino acids. Gene Ontology annotation, molecular function: oxidoreductase activity; protein binding. The record is from RefSeq and is a predicted model, not a curated record. The transcript has 18 exons. NCBI's taxonomy places the organism in Eukaryota, Metazoa, Mollusca, Bivalvia, Pectinida, Pectinidae.